Molecule: messenger RNA, 1077 nt
Organism: Heterobasidion irregulare TC 32-1
Lineage: Eukaryota; Fungi; Basidiomycota; Agaricomycetes; Russulales; Bondarzewiaceae
Exons: 11
Coding region: 1-1077 (358 amino acids)
Source: RefSeq, a predicted model, not a curated record
AUGUCCUCAGCCACAGACAUGCGUUCUAUUAGGUUAUAUAACGAGUUGCAGCUCGUUGCAGUUGCUUCGGAGCGCGGAGUCCUAGGUGAUCUCACCGCACACUCCGCAGUCAUCUUGUACUACGACCACCUGAUAACUCUGUCCACGGAAGUUUCACGCAUAUGGUCCCGCCCACGUGCCAAAGCCUCUCUGUGGUUUUUUGUGCAUCGUGGUGUACCGCUUAUCGGAUUAAUCCUCCAACUACAGAGCUGUCGAGAGUAUACCCUAUUUCACCGGUUGUUGCUCGUAUUCAACCAAACAGUGGUCGGCAUCCUGCUCACGCUGCGCACAUAUGCGUUUUACGAAAAGUCGCGCCGUAUACUUUCAGCGCUGUCGCUGAUCAUCUUUGGCGCAAUCGUUCUUGCAUGUUGGCGAUCAGAUCUAUGGCUGCCACAGCAGCCUAUCUCCCAGCAGGUAGUACUGGAGGCACAUUGCUUGGACGCAUGUUAUGUUGCUAAAAAUAUCCUCGCCCUACCUCAAUCAUACAGUGCAAAGCGCAUCGCGACCCCAUGGGAGGCACAGAUAGUGUUCGAUAUGACAGUAUUUGUCCUCACCAUCGUCAAAUCAUACAGGCAUCGACAGGACAUGCGCCUGUGGUUCCCCAGGUUGAAUGAAAACCGCACGAACACGAUGGAUCUAAUAGACUUGAUUGCCCGAGACGGCAUGCUCACCAAAUUUGUGCUGCUAGGCGCGAUGUACUUUGGGUACGCGUCUCGCAGUCCAUUGCGUGGUGGACUCUCUACGUUUGCUAGCUGUAUCUCGAUCACGAUGAUGUCGCGACUCAUUCUCAACCUCCACAAUGCUUCGUCGUUGUUGCCGUCUACGAUCACCGAAACAACGAGGUCGAUCGCUUUUGCCACGAUGCGAGGAACCGUGAUGCAUCCCGAGAUCGGUCAGGAAGAUGAGGGUGACAUUGAGAGAAAUGAGCAGGUCCAUGGCGAAGCUCACGGCAUUGAGCUGUCGAACUUUGGGCGACCGCGAGCGGACGAUGUUGUGCACGAAUGGCCGCGGGACACGGCGUGCAUUAUCACCGGCUAA